Ruditapes philippinarum (Manila clam) is the source of this 1381-nucleotide messenger RNA. RefSeq names its product cell division cycle protein 123 homolog. The transcript has 12 exons. Lineage: Eukaryota; Metazoa; Mollusca; Bivalvia; Venerida; Veneridae. The record is from RefSeq and is a predicted model, not a curated record. Gene Ontology annotation, cellular component: cytoplasm. The coding region runs from base 205 to 1134 and encodes 309 amino acids.
GAGAUUUAAAAUAAAAAUAGUUGCGUCAGGUUUAAAGUCAUUCUAUAUAAGAGAAAAACGAAGGCAAUUCUAAUAAGUAUAAGACAUUUGUUACACAUUUACAUAUAUGAAAUAUAUAUACACACGUACGGUCUUAGAUUGUGGUCUGUUGAAUCAGAAUAAAUCAAACAGUUGACUUGUACAGAAAGUUCUGUAUGAUAAACAAUGAAGAUCUCAGAGGUUUUAAAUUGCAGUUUCUCCUCCUGGUAUCCCAGGUUUAAGGAUUACACUAUUAAAAGUCAAAUCCUUCCAUUGCCACAGGAGUUUGUAGAUUACCUACUUGCUGACCAAGUUGUCCUGCCGGAAGGGACAGUUGCUAUGUCAGCCAGUGACUCAGAUACAGAAGACAACAGAAAUACUGAGGAUGUUAUAGAUUGGGCAACACAAGAUAUUUUAACUCCAGUGGCAGAGGCUCCAAGUUUUCCAGAAUUUGAAGUGUUAUUGAAGAAUACAAUCAGGAGAUUAGGUGGGCAGGUUUUCCCAAAAUUAAAUUGGUCAGCUCCUAAGGAUGCUACAUGGAUAUCAUUUGAUAGAACAUUAAAAUGUACAUGUACCAGUGAUGUCUACCUCCUGUUAAAAAGUUCAGAUUUCAUAUCACAUGAUCUCACACAACCGUUUAAACAUUGUUGUGAUGACGAGAAUUUGAAGAACGAGACCAGUGUAAAAUAUGAGCUAGUUCUUAGAAAGUGGCAGGAGUUAAACCCAGCAUAUGAAUUCAGAUGUUUUGUUAAAGAUAACAAACUUAUUGAUUGUUUUGAUGUAUACAGAAGGUGUCAAGGGAAGUUGCUACUGUUGGAUUUUAAUCCAUUUGGACGUGUGACCGAUGGUUUGUUGUAUACAUGGGAAGAAUUAGAGAGUGAUGAUUUAUCACCAGCCGAUGACUCCCAACAUCAUGUUCCAGAAAUGAGAUGUGUUGAAUCACCGUCUGGAGUUAGAUCUAACCCGUAUGGAGCAUACGCCUUUCCUAAAGAUUUUAUAGACAUUUCUAGUGGUGAUGAUCCUGCAAAGCUGAUACAGUUGUUACAACUGAAAACACAAGAACAGAAUGGAACAGUUUCAAGUGAUGAGGAAUCUACAGAUUAUCCUGGGACAUGAUGAUGUAUAACGGCUCUGUGUUUUAAAUUUGAUGACUUUAAUAAAAAAAUUUCCAAUAUUCUCUAGAAGUGCUCUGAGCAUCUGAGAAGGGUUUUUUCCCCUAAAGAAAAUAAUUGAAUAAUGGACGAUAGAGGCUUCCAUACCUUAAAAUAAAUCAGUGUUAUGUAUUUUGAUCCAAAAUAUUCCAAGAUAUUCUAUUAUUACAAAUAUUUAUAUUUUUGUUUAAUGUUCAUCAUUGUAAAAUGCC